GCUCCGAUUCACAUAUCAGAUGGAGGGGGCCCUACAGACCAGGUUAAAGAAAAUUAUGUCCAAACUGUGUUGCAAAAACAAAGGGAGUCUCUCUUGCCCCGCCUUCAUUACCAUCCACUAUUGCUACCCAAACCUAGAGGCCUUAAUUUAGACCCUCAGACCAUGGAGAUCCUUACUGCCACCCAUGAUGUCCUAAACCGUUCCAACCCUUCCCUGGCAGAGGAUUGUUGGCUGUGUCUCGCAUUAGGAAUUUCAUGGCCUCUAGUUUUACCUUUAAGUAACGAGUCUAAUAUACUCCCCUCUCCGGAUAUUUGUAGCUAUACCACGCCUUUUAAGGUCCAGCCUCGCUACUUCAACACAUCUAUUUGCCUUUUUAGUCCCUUUCAAAAUAAUUCCUUUGAUGUAGACCUCGGAUUAGCUAUGUUUACUACCUGCUCUAGGUUUAUAAACACCUCUCAGACAGGCUGUUUAGGGGGGGGAAAAUUUAUGUAUGUGGAAAUAACAUGGCCUAUCCUUAUUUACCCACUAACUGGACUGGACAUAAUUCCAGGAGAUGAGCCUGUGCCUUUGCCUAGCUUUGACACAUUCGUUCCUAGGCACAAACGAGCGGUCCAGUUUAUUCCAUUGCUUAUUGGACUGGGUAUCUCAGGAGCCCUCGCUACGGGCUCAGCUGGUGUAGGAGUGGCAAUAGACACUUACAACAAAUUAUCUCAACAGUUAAUUAAUGAUGUAAAUAUGGUCUAUCGGUCUGUACAAGAUCUUCAGGACCAGGUAGACUCACUAGCCGAGGUUGUCUUACAGAAUAGACGGGGACUUGAUCUACUAACAGCAGACAAGGGAGGUAUCUGUUUAGCAUUACAGGAAAAAUGCUGUUUUUAUACCAACAAGUCCGGGAUCGUCAGAGAUCGGAUUAAAAAACACCAAGAGGAACUAGAAAAAAGGCGACAGGAGCUUUUUGCUAACCCCAUGUGGGGCAUGUGGAACGGAAUUCUGCCUUACCUUCUACCCCUUGUUGGGCCCCUGGUUUGUCUUUAUCUUUUUUAG
Molecule: messenger RNA, 1044 nt
Organism: Nannospalax galili (Upper Galilee mountains blind mole rat)
Lineage: Eukaryota; Metazoa; Chordata; Mammalia; Rodentia; Spalacidae
Product: syncytin-1-like
Exons: 2
Coding region: 163-1044 (293 amino acids)
Source: RefSeq, a predicted model, not a curated record